AAUUUUCGCGAGAGUUUGGCAGUGACGUAGAGAGGAACGAACUUGUGAAGAGUUGUUGUGGUAACGGUUUUGCAGGUGGAGGCUGUGUGUUUGAGGGUAAAAAACACUCGGGAUGUCGGAGACCGACCCAAAGACGGUUCAGGAUCUGACCGCUGUGGUUACCACACUCCUCCAACAGAUGCAGGACAAAUUCCAAACAAUGUCUGACCAGAUCAUUGGUAGAAUCGAUGAGAUGAGUGCCCGCAUUGAUGACUUGGAGAAAAACAUUGCUGACCUGAUGACACAAGCAGGUGUUGAAGAAAUCGAAGCAGGAGAAAAUAAGGCUCCGAAGUAACCUGAUGAGGAUGAUAGAAGAUUCUUUUUCAACAAACGCCAGUUCAGGUUGAUUACUUUAAGAAUCUCUGCUGUGUUAAAGUACAUUUUUUAAAUCAGUUAUAGGUGUGCUUACAGCUCUAUUUGAAUUUUUUUUGUAAGGAAACACUUUUAUUGCUUGAAAUAUAAUUGAUAUUAGCAAAUUAUAAAUUUGUUCAAAAAUUUGAAUAUCUGGUCUUGCAGUUUUUCUUAGACAAUUUUGAAUAGUCUAAUUAAAACUCAAUUUCUGAUUACGUUUAUUUGCAUUUGAAUUAUUUGGACUGCAUUUUUUAUAAACCAAUUUUGUAGUAGAUCCAGUUUGUAUAUUUAAUGCAUUAUUUUUAUGUUUUUGUCACUUGGAAUGUUUAGUAAGAGUAAACAGAUAAACAGUCACAUGAGUUUUAUCUUUGGCAUUAAAAGUCAAUGACCUGUUGUCUUACGUAAAAUAACAUAAUUGUUGGCAAUUCUUGUUCCUAAGCUUGCAGUUAUAAUUGCUAUUAGUUUGGUGAUGCCAUGUUGGGCUUGUUUUCAUGGUGAUGCCAUAUUCCAUUUGCCAUCUUGUGCUUGUACAAAAUGUUUAUUGUCUUAGAAAUUGCUCAAAAAUGUGAUUAACUGUGCUCAAGUUGCAUCCAUGGUUAUCUGAUUUUUCUUCCUCAUUGUUAACUCUAACCAUCUUAAUCAUAUCUGAUUUGUGAUGGGAACAUAGUAUUAAUAUCGAGAUAUCUUAAAUCAAGUGACAAAAAGUCCAUUGUUUUUCACUGUAACUAUUCCAUAUGUGAAUUAGUAUUUUUGUUUAAGAUUUCACAGCUCUGUUGUACUGUUUUACUUGAAUGCUUAAGUCCUUUAUUUGACAGCUGUAUUUCAUAACUUAACUAGUGGCACGUUGUGAUUAAUUUGGAUAUUCAAGAAAACACGUCUAAAUUAUUAUAGCAGAAUUACUGAUAACCUUUCAUAAUAUUUUGGUUAAGCAUCUGUACAUGAAUGUUAAAAAAUGUGUUUUAAAACAAUCACUUUAUUGUCUAAUCUUAAAUAUUUAUACCUUGAAAAUUGAGAUGUUUGAAUGUUGACAUUUCACUAGCAUAUUUCCACCCAGUGAUUAAACAAUGGAUGCAGAGAUGAAAUAAAAUGUAUAAAUCAUUAAUCCAUCUGUAAGCAUGCUCAAAGGCUUGAACACAUUGGUUUGUACAGUUCUAUAAGCUUUAGAAUAAACUAAUAAAUUUAUUGUUACUACA
Messenger RNA from Hypanus sabinus (Atlantic stingray), 1583 nucleotides. It is a transcript of the gene hsbp1b, whose product is annotated as heat shock factor binding protein 1b. Gene Ontology annotation, cellular component: nucleus; cytosol. The record is from RefSeq and is a predicted model, not a curated record. NCBI's taxonomy places the organism in Eukaryota, Metazoa, Chordata, Chondrichthyes, Myliobatiformes, Dasyatidae. Gene Ontology annotation, biological process: cellular heat acclimation. The transcript is spliced from 4 exons. Gene Ontology annotation, molecular function: transcription corepressor activity. The coding region runs from base 113 to 334 and encodes 73 amino acids.